Caenorhabditis briggsae is the source of this 384-nucleotide messenger RNA. The record is from RefSeq and is a predicted model, not a curated record. Bases 1 to 384 code for a protein of 127 amino acids. NCBI's taxonomy places the organism in Eukaryota, Metazoa, Nematoda, Chromadorea, Rhabditida, Rhabditidae. The transcript is spliced from 2 exons.
AUGAGCAUCUACGACCGAGUUCCACUUGACAUCGCUGCUUUGGUUAGUAUAAUGUCCAAUAAUCUCGAAACCGUUAGUUGCAAAUUACAGGAUAAACUCUUUGAUAUUCGCGAUAAAGCCAUCGAUGUCAAAAACGCUUUGUUCAGCUAUAGUAGCGACGAUGCUUCCAAAAUGAACACCCGGCAAGAAGGAUUGAAAGCCGCGGAGACUGUGAUGAAGAUGGUCGACUACGUUUACAGCUAUCGGCUUUGCUAUGUGGGAUUUGAGGUGAGCAUACAGAUUAGUUUUUAUUCGGGAAAAAUUGUUUUUAUUAAGACUGACAUUGUCAAGAUUCAAGCUUGCUUAUCGGAUGCCGAGUACUAUCUCAGUUUUCUACCGCGGUAA